This is a messenger RNA of Cynoglossus semilaevis (tongue sole), 2808 nucleotides long. It is a transcript of the gene cyp27b1, whose product is annotated as cytochrome P450, family 27, subfamily B, polypeptide 1. The transcript is spliced from 9 exons. Bases 128 to 1663 code for a protein of 511 amino acids. Lineage: Eukaryota; Metazoa; Chordata; Actinopteri; Pleuronectiformes; Cynoglossidae. Gene Ontology annotation, molecular function: monooxygenase activity; iron ion binding; heme binding. Gene Ontology annotation, cellular component: mitochondrial inner membrane. The record is from RefSeq and is a predicted model, not a curated record. Gene Ontology annotation, biological process: cholesterol metabolic process; glucocorticoid biosynthetic process; cellular response to peptide hormone stimulus.
AUGGGAAAAUAUACGGCUUUAUCUCCGCAGGUUUGGGCAGCAGGUCGCGCGUUAUAAAUACAACCUCCAGUCGGAGAAAUCAAAAUGAGCCACGACCUCCAAAGACGCCGCGCCCGGCCACCGCUCCAUGACCUUUGCAAGAAGGAUGCUGCAGCAAGCUCAGAGAGUGUCCGGCCGCAGCGCCGCCCCUGUGCUCAAGUGGAUGGAGAGAUGUGCCGAGGGCGCAGCGUCCACCGCGCACGGUCACAAGCUGCCCGGGCUGAAGACCCUGCAGGACAUGCCUGGACCGUCCGUGGGCAGCUUUGCCUGGGACCUGUUCGCUAAACGGGGGCUGUCGAGGCUGCACGACUUACAGUUGGAAGGCGUGAACCGCUACGGUCCCAUGUGGAAGGCCAGCUUCGGCCCCAUCCUGACUGUUCACGUGGCCGAUCCAGUGCUGAUCGAGCAGGUACUGAGGCAGGAGGGCCAACACCCCAUGCGCUCCGACCUCUCGUCCUGGAAGGACUACAGGAAACUCAGGGGACAUCACUAUGGACUCUUGACAUCCGAGGGGGAGGAGUGGCAGACGGUAAGAAGUCUUCUGGGGAAGCACAUGCUGCGGCCGAAGGCGGUGGAGGUUUAUGACGAAACCCUCAACAGCGUGGUCAGUGACCUCAUUGCCAAACUGCGCUUCAGCAGAAACCCGCAGGGCCUCGUCACUGAUAUCGCCAGCGAGUUUUACCGCUUUGGCCUUGAGGGCAUUUCCUCUGUGUUGUUUGAAUCCAGAAUCGGUUGCCUGGAUCAGGUGGUUCCUGAGGAGACGGAACGUUUCAUUCAGUCCAUCAACACCAUGUUUGUGAUGACGCUGCUCACAAUGGCCAUGCCCAGCUGGCUGCACCGGCUCCUCCCUAAACCCUGGAGCGUCUUCUGCCAGUGCUGGGACUUCAUGUUUGAAUUUGCAAAAGGUCACAUUGACCAGCGGCUGAAAACUGAAGCGGAGAAACUCGCCCGUGGAGAGAAGGUGGAGGGGCGCUACCUCACCUACUACCUGUCCCAGACCAGCAUGCCCAUUAAAACUGUCUACAGCAACGUCACCGAGCUGCUGCUUGCAGGAGUGGACACAAUCUCCAGCACGUUGUCCUGGUCCUUGUACGAGCUGUCCCGUCACCCUGAGGUCCAGGCCUCACUCCGCAGUGAAGUGUUGGCGGUACUGCAGGGUCGCAGGGUGGCCGAGGCAGCAGAUGUGGCCCACAUGCCUCUGCUGAAAGCCGUCGUCAAAGAAGUUCUCAGGUUGUAUCCUGUCAUUCCUGCAAAUGCCAGGGUGAAUACAGAGAAAGAAAUCUCAGUGGGAGGUUACCUCCUUCCAAAAAAUACUCUGAUAACGCUCUGCCACUUUGCAACAUCGCGUGACCCUGCGGUGUUCACGAAUCCAGAUGAAUUCCAGCCUCACCGCUGGUUGAACAAGGACCAGACUCAUCACCCGUACGCCUCAGUGCCGUUCGGGGUGGGAAAACGCAGCUGCAUAGGUCGGAGGAUCGCCGAGCUGGAGCUGUAUCUUGCCAUCGCCAGGAUCCUGAUAGAGUUUGAGGUGAAGCCUGAUCCAGAAGGAGUUUCUGUGAAGCCCAUGACACGAACACUUCUGGUCCCUGAAAAUGUCAUUAGCCUCCAGUUUAUGGAGCGAUGACCUACUGCACGUAGCUGAACAGUAACAUGAAUCUGAACAUGAGUGUCGGGGCAGCACACAGACCGUGUUAUCACAGGUUCCCUGGAGUCUGCUGUAGACAGUGGCUAAUCAUCAGCGUAGACCUUCACCCUCCAGCACAACUGAGACCAAAGCGCUUUUAUUUUUUUGUCUCUACUUCCACCGUACAGGCGAACGAGCAGAGAGACGACCGUGUGUGAUGACACACCGCUACAGCUUUUCAUGAGAACAUGUUGUUACUCCAAACGUCACACUGUACGUCCUCUUUUAAUGAAAUCACCAUUAGCACUUAUGCAUUUGGACGGAGGCCACAAGCAAGUCAAUGCUGCACUUCAUCGAAUGUAAUGCAAUAUGUACAGUGUAUCAGUAUGUGAAGCUUUUUUUUACAGAAUCCCCUUCUUAUGUUGGAUCAAGAGCUCAGAUUUUCUGUGAUAUCCAUUUCUAAAUAUGUGUAAUCAUAAUAAUAAUAAUAAUAAUGUUUUUUCUGUUCUGUUGUUGUUCAAUUUUGGUGAAAUAUAGAGGUGUUUUCCUGUUAAGGCUACUAUAAAGAUUGACUACUGAUUAUAAAGUUGAGUGUGAUGAUCACAGGUGCAUGACAAUCUCAUAGUGUGUGAUUCCUUUCAAUACGACGGCAGCUCUUGAACUGAUUCCAUUUUUUUGGAACAAAUAUUAUGUCUGAAAUCUCAAAAGUAAGCUUCUCUGCACUCAGGCUUUGUACUUGUCUGUAUUUUCUUUGAAACCCUAUUGUAAUGCCAUGAUUCAAUGCUCUGUGCUGAAGACACGACCUAAUAUCUAGUAUCUGCUUUUACUCUUUACAUUUAGAGCUGUAGGUGAUGUACUGAAUAUUUUUAAACCUGUCCAGCUUUUGUAUUUAUUUUAAUUUAACACAUGUAGAAACUUUUAUCGAAAAUGUCAGUAAAAUGACCUUGAAUUGAGCAUGUUUGAUGGUUUUAUUUAACCCCAGUUUGUGACAUCUGUAAUAUAUGUUUAUUGUAUGGUUGACAUGACACCUGUUCUGUGCACUUAACCCUUAAACCACUUAAAAUCUGUAGCGCCUCUUGUGGAUGUGUAUGACAACUAAAACUAAAAAAAUCUAUGAUUUAAUAAAAAAUGUUUAAUAAAUCAGA